AAACCCUCGAGAGCCCGAAUUCCCGCCCGACAACGGAGAAGAAGAAUUGAAAGAGGAGAGCAUUCGAAAGCGUUGGCUAUGGCGGAGAAGACCGACCUGAAUAGCGGCGCUUCUCGACAUCGCUCGUCGAGGGCGUCUUCUCGGGCAGCGCAGGAGAAAAUACAGUCAAUAUCCAAGGAGGAGAAGAGGCCGAUAAGGAGCGCGGGGGGGCGCAAGAGUAAACGAGCGAAAAUUGAUGACGAGGCUCAGAAAAUUGGGGGAGAGAAAAGGGGGAAGCCGAGAAGGAAGACGAAACGCGAGGAGGCAGCAGCUGCAAAUGCUACCGAUGAAGAAGAUAAUCAGCAGGUUGCUGUGGGUAAUCCCGUUCGCCAUGGCCAUGGGAAGAAGGUGUCGAACUCGAACCUGUGCCAUCAGUGUAAGAGGAAUGACAAAAAGGCGGUCGUUCGAUGCAACCUUUGCGAAACUAAGCGCUACUGUGGGAGCUGUAUGACCAAAUGGUACCCUGCGAUGACAGAAGAGGAUUUUGCUAAAAAGUGUCCAUUUUGUCGUCAAAAUUGCAAUUGUAAAAGAUGUAUGCGGCUGGAUGGCCCAAUCAAGGAAUUAAUGGAUUCAAGGGUGGAAUAUACGGAUGAGAAGAGAGUGGAGUACUCAAAGUACAUGCUGAAAUUGCUUCUGCCUUUCCUGAAACAAUUCGAUGAUAUGCAAUAUAAAGAGAGGCAAGUCGAGGCUGGAAUACAAGGAAAACUGCAAUCAGAAUUACAACUUAAGCAAUCACGAUGCAGGAGAGACGAAAGAAUGUACUGCAAUAUAUGUAAAUCAUCCAUUAUUGAUUACCAUCGAAGUUGCCCCAAGUGUCGGUUGGAUUUGUGCGUCACUUGUUGUCAAGAGGUGCGUGAUGAUUGUUCAAAGGGGGGCAAUAAAGAAGUGGUGCUGAAAUACGUUGAUUAUGGCUUCGAAUACUUGCAUGGUGAUGGUAAAAAGUGCGUCCAGGAAUUACUGGUUGAAAAAGAUCACAAACACUCUGAGGAGUGGAGAUCGACAGAAAAUGGCGUCAUUCAUUGCCCGCCGAAGAGCAUGGGAGGCUGUGGAAAAGGAAUUUUAGAACUGAAGUAUAUUUUUAAGAACAAUUUGGUCUCCCGAUUGCUGAACAGAGCAGAAAACUUAUUCAGGACACUGGAUUUCGGGGAUCUGCAUAAAAGUUUGGAUCCCAAGUGUCCUUGUUUGGACAAGAAUGAAAAUGCCAGCAGCAUCCGCAGAGCAGCCUCCCGACAUAAUUCUGAGGACAAUUUCUUGUAUUGUCCGACUGCUACAAGCCUUCAGCCUGACGACUUGAGGCAUUUUCAGUGUCACUGGUCGAAAGGUGAGCCUGUGAUCGUGUCUGACGUGCUGGCAAACUCCAAGGGGUUGAGUUGGGCGCCAAUGGUUGUGUGGCGCGCCUUCCGCCAGGUAAAACACGAAAAGCACGGCCAGCUUCUCGAUGUGGUCGCUAUUAAUUGCUUGGACAUGUGUGAGGUCGAAAUAAAUGCGCAUCAAUUUUUCAUGGGGUAUACCUGCGGCAGGUUCGACCAUAUGGGCUGGCCUGAAAUCUUAAAGCUUAAAGACUGGCCACCCACUAAGUCCUUCGAUGAGCAGCUUCCCCGUCAUGGUGCGGAGUUUAUCAGUUGCUUGCCGUUCAAGGAGUACACACAUCCUCGUUCCGGAUACCUAAACCUUGCAGUGAAAUUGCCUGAGAAAUCUCUGAAGCCGGAUAUGGGGCCUAAGACAUACAUUGCCUACGGCAUUGCUCAAGAAUUGGGAAGGGGAGACUCUGUGACGAAACUGCACUGUGAUAUGUCCGAUGCAGUGAAUGUGUUAACUCACGCGGAGGCAGUUAAACUCGAUGCCGAGCAUCUUUCAAGAAUUGAGGAGCUGCGGAAAAGGCACGCUGCGCAGGACAGGAUCGAGCUGUAUUGCAGUGAGCAGGUGCAGGGCUCUAAAACUGGCGAAAGGGUCGAAGAAGGUGACGGAUAUGAAAGUUGCUGUCCUUUGGCUUCUGAAACCGAAAACCUUGAAGGUGGUGGCGCUCUGUGGGACAUCUUUAGGAGGAGAGACGUGCCCAAAUUGGAAGAGUACGUGAGGAAAUAUUCCAAGGAAUUCAGGCAUUUGUAUGGCAACCCGUUGCCGCAGGUUGUCCACCCUAUUCACGAUCAAUCGGUGUACUUGACUGUGGAGCAUAAAAGGCGACUGAAGGAGGAAUAUGGGAUCGAGCCGUGGACGUUUGUUCAGAAGCUAGGCGAUGCGGUGCUGAUACCUGUCGGGUGCCCUCACCAAGUCCGGAAUUUGAAGAGCUGCAACAAGGUGGCGCUGGACUUUGUGUCGCCGGAGAACGUGGGGGAGUGCAUGAGGCUGUGGGACGAGUUUCGCGGUCUCCCACGGGGGCAUCGUGCCAAGGAGGACAAGCUGGAGGUGAGGAAGAUGGUCGUGCACGGGAUGCAGGGCGUUGUGGAUGACUUGGAGCAGCAGCAGCAGCUGGCCUCCUCCUUCUAAGAUCCUUUUGUUGGAAUGUGUACGUCCGUACCUACAUAAAUGAAUUGUGGUUUUGGUUUUGGUUUUGGUUUUGGCGUGCGUUGUCUGUCCGGUGAGAAUCCAAGGAACACACACGGUUUUUAGCAAGUAAAAACA
Molecule: messenger RNA, 2661 nt
Organism: Andrographis paniculata
Lineage: Eukaryota; Viridiplantae; Streptophyta; Magnoliopsida; Lamiales; Acanthaceae
Product: lysine-specific demethylase JMJ29-like
Exons: 12
Coding region: 79-2526 (815 amino acids)
Biological process (GO): regulation of transcription by RNA polymerase II
Cellular component (GO): chromatin; histone deacetylase complex
Molecular function (GO): histone H3K9 demethylase activity; transcription coregulator activity; chromatin DNA binding
Source: RefSeq, a predicted model, not a curated record